AUGGCGACGCUGCAGUCGCUUGCGCUCUCCUCCGCCGUCUUCCAUUCCCCGCGGCAGCAUCGCUCUCUUUUAGGUGGUCUUCUCCCGUCCUGAACUUGCUCCGUUCUGGAACCCCAAUGUGGGAGUCUCCGACCUGUAAAUUUUUCUGUAGAGCUGGAGAUUUCUGCUCCAUCGUAGGCAACCUGUCGAUUUGUUCUCUCUAGGCUUUUAAUCCGUGGCUUAUUCGAGUUAAUCUCUAGGGAUUCCUGCAUUUUUUUGUGUUAUAAUCGAUGAGAAUUUCGAUUUCUUCAGCGAAACAAGAUGGGAAUGGCUUCCUCCCGUUUCUAGGUUUUAUACUCUGGAUUGUGAUUGUGUUAUUCCGGUCUCGGCAGUAUUUCUGGACCUAUCGCAAAAUGAAGUGAACAGAUUCCUCCAGCGUUCUCAUGAUUUCCCUGAAGAACAUACCACCUAUAUAAUGAAGAUCUCCACGAGGAGAUCGUUUCCGGCGUUUGCCGAACAAAUCUAGGGUCUCCCUUCCUGAACCUCCCCCGGAGGAUGUCAAUGUUGGACUCUGCCCGUUGACUGUAGGCUCUCCCUCCUUUCAGGUUCGACGGCCUUUCCAACGGGGUCUAUUCAGAGCGCCAGCUCCUCCUUCAAUGGCGCCUCCCUGGAGCUCCGUAAACUGAAGUUCACCCAAGUGAGAUCAAGCCGCCAAAUAUCACGAGCGAUUAGAAUGGCGGUCAAGCCGGCGAUCCAAUUCAUUCAGGGGACCGACGAGCAGACCGUGCCGGACGUGAGGCUGACCAAGUCCCGCGACGGCACCAACGGCGUGGCGACCUUCGUGUUCGACGAGCCCUCGCUUUUUGACUCCUCCGGCGAGCUCGGCGACAUCACCGGUUUCUACAUGAUCGACGAGGAAGGCGUGCUUCAGUCCGUCGACGUCAGCGCCAAGUUCGUCAACGGAAGGCCGGCGAGAAUCGAGGCCAAGUACAUCAUGCGCACCUCUCGAGAGUGGGACAGGUUCAUGAGGUUCAUGGAGAGGUACUCCGAUGCCAAUGGCCUGCAGUUCGUCAAGAAAUGA
Spirodela intermedia is the source of this 1060-nucleotide messenger RNA. The record is from the annotation of a GenBank genome assembly. Lineage: Eukaryota; Viridiplantae; Streptophyta; Magnoliopsida; Alismatales; Araceae.